Messenger RNA from Porites lobata, 34444 nucleotides. NCBI's taxonomy places the organism in Eukaryota, Metazoa, Cnidaria, Anthozoa, Scleractinia, Poritidae. The record is from the annotation of a GenBank genome assembly.
AUGCGAAGACCAGCGAUGUUUAAAUGCUUCACUGGAGAUCAUUUUAUCUGGGACAGUCAUAGGUGCAACGGAAUCUUUGAAUGUCCAGACGGAUCUGACGAAACAGGCUGCGCAGAUAGUAAGAGAUUCUCAACCUUUUUAAAGAGAUAGUAGUGUUAUUGGACAUACCUUUACCACCCUCAGAACUAGUUUUGCAAGUGAUCAACUAAAACAAAAAUAAAUUGCCGCAUUUAAAUGUCAUUUAAAAAUUUGUCAAUUGGUUGUUCAAUGUUUAAAUAGAGGGGCCAGGAAAAGAUGAAUUCGGUUAGGAAGACGGUUGAACACAUACACUAUCCCCUCGAGAUGUCUUUUUCCCCAAGGUUCUUCAUUCUUGACUAAUAAGCUUAGCCAUUCAGUAUAAAUAAUAAUAGUUGUUGGUCCGAAUUCCUUUGUAAUAAAUAGCGUUCUUUUGCCAUCCUUUGUCUCAGAAGUGUGUAAAGAUGAAGAAGGGGGAACAUAUCUUAUCAAAAACAGCACAUUUGGCUGGCGUGUCUCUCCCUGCUUAAGUUGUCACUGUUCAAGAGGCUUGCUGAACUGCAAGAAAACUUUGGAAGUGUACUUUCCAGGAUACUACCACGGCAUUUAUGUGAUCCAGGAAAAUUGCACACAACCUUCGUGCAAAGUUUCUCAGUUUCUACGAAACAAAAAGGACGAGUGUAAAGGUAUUUUUAAUUUCAUUUAAAGCAUUGAAAGAAAUCCCUGUUGCAAGGUCAUCUGCGCUUGCCUAAGAUUUUGCACUAAUUUCUUGAUGCAGUAAUAUGGGAGGCAUUACAGAAGAAUAAAAAACUUUCAGCAACGGCUUCCCCUCUCCUCAAGGACCAACAUUUCCAACUUUUAAGACGAGGAACCAAGAACAACAAAGUGGAUGUGGCUGUACUACCUCCAAAUCAUAGGGGUCAUCCACUAGAUUAGCCUUUUCUAUUUGGAUGAUCCCAACUCGCUCUCUAUUUUGUUGUUACAUUUUUCUUUUAUUCCUUAGUUAUCAAGUCAAGUCAAUUUUUAUUUAAACUCACACAGAAUAAUAAUUAAUACAAAUUAGUGCUUUAAAAUAUAAAAUCGAGAGAUUGUGAAGGAAAAGAAAUUUUCAAUUGUUGGUUCAUUGUGCAGAGUUUGGGAUACCUAAACAGUUCGUGGAACUAACCGAGUAGGUGACCCAAACAAGAAUAUGAGUAGAAGGAAUAUAGAUACAAAAUAGUUGUUUUGGAUCAUCUAAAUGGAAAAGGCUAAUCUAGUUAUGUUUAGUUGCCUAUGUCAAUUUAACCUUUAUGUCAUGUAAAACUGAGCUGAGUUUAUUUUAGUUUGUCCACAUGUUUAUGCAAUCAAAUAACUGUUUCGCUGUCCUUUCUUACUAUGGCUAAUUACGCUACGAUUAUGUACGUGCCCUUUUAAAAAGUGCGUGGCUAGCUUUGGCCAUACUUUGGCUCAUCGAACGAAGUCAGUUUGGUUAAGGUGAUUCCCUGGUUUUGCACUGCGCAUCUCUUACUGCGCAUAACAAGAUGGCCUCCGUAAAAAAGAGCAUGUGAAGUAACAUUAUUAAAAUGAAGUUGACCGAAGAGAAACGCUAUUGCAAUUUUUGCUUGCGGUUGUUUCUUGCCGAGGUGAGACUCAAUGUGGUUGGAAUGUGCAUAACGUAAGCAGUACGCGUGUUGCUGAGUUCGACUUCCUAAGGAGAACCUCGAUAGUGGAUGUUUAAUUUGCGCUUAUUCACUUUGAUUUUCAUUUAAACGCUUUCUUUAUCACAUUGUGCCCUAAAUGUGAUUUCUCGAUGUAAAUUCUGUAAAAACGGAUGUUUUAAUACUUUCUUCCCCCUUUCGCAUACAUUCUAUUUUGAAACUCGCCCCAGUCCUCUCUCAAAAAUCAAGUAAAAUGCAUUUGGUGCGCACUUUCUGCAGCUCUAGCGCAAAAACGAAUACGGUGACCCCCAUUUUUUAUUUCAUGAUUUUAAUAAGGACAGUGCUUCCUUUCAGUGAGAAAAAAAUUGGCACAAAUCUAUGUUCAGUUUUUCGGCAAUUUUACUAAAUUGUACGGAUUGAGCUAUCACGUGUCGAAUAGGGCGUGUCCAAUUUAAUUCUACUUUGGAGCGUAAAGUAAAAACAAGGGCAUUAAAAGGCAUUUUUCUGGUACGUAAGUGGAUAAACAAUACAUUGAAGUCAAAUUCUGUGCGAUACCACAUGCAUCAUUGAAAAAAUCUUUCCUUUUUGUCUAGUUUUGGGCUGCGGGUUGUUUUUGUCAAAGGGUCCAAAAUAGCCGUAUUUGUCAGCGUUGUGACGUCAAAACGAGCACGGUGACCCCCACUUUUUAUUACCUUUUUAUCAUCUUCUUGACUGGUUACGUCAGUGUGCCAAGUUUCAUCUACAAUCUAUGUUAGGUUCUUUUACUAGGGAAUCACCUUAAGAUGUUCUUAACAAAUUCUAUGUUGAAGCAGGACUAAACAACAUUGAUGACCUCUGGUUUUCAGCUGUGGAAAUUUUGCAAAACAACGGACUACUAUUUGCGGGACAAACUUGGAACUUCAGCGGCUGCACCUUCUAUUUUCCUGGACCGAACGAUGAAGUAGGAAGGAUCUGCCCGCCAAUGGUCAGACCAGUAUGUUAUGUAUACAAUGGAGCAGUUUGCUGUGCGUCAUAUUGUCCAGGUAGAUAUGUAAAACUGUUUGAAAAAACGUUGUCGCUUGAAAAGUAUAUAAACCACGAACGAUGGGACAUAUGGAUUUAUGGGUAGAACUUUAUUAGCAUUGCAAAUUUAAAGUUAUUUCCAGAAAAAUUUACAUUAUCGAAGCUUUUCGCGAUCUGAUGCAUUUCAAAAAAGGUCAAACGGUUUCCAUUUUUAUUGCCGAUAAGCUCACAACUUCACCUAUGCAGGGCACAUCUGGGAGCGGAUCUCUCGGUACAGUUAAAAAGCGUAGCUAUAUUACUAACAGUACAGUACAAUACAGUUAAAAUCCUCCAGACGGUAAACCUGUUACCAUAGUGUUGCACUGGCGACUUCUUGUACACGGUCGACCAGUGCAGCGAAACCACUUGAAAAUCUUCAUAUAUGACCUAAAAGCUUUCUUGGAAGACUUAAAAGACAACGGCAUGACAAAGUACUCUAGGGAUUUGCUUCCGUACCAGCAGCUCGUGAUAAUGUUAACUUUUGUUGAAAGAACUUUGAAUUUGUCUUGCUUUUAAAUGAACGUAUACCAAUAAAUCCUUGAAGCCUCAUAGUUCACGGUUUAUUCUUUACAAGUGACAACGUUUUUUCAAUCAGGUAUAAAGGUUUUGCAAUUUUCUUUCGAAAGCCAACAGGACUGGUUUGCAUAAGACAUCUUCAGAUUACAGGAAUGCGUAAGCAUUGUUUUAAAAUAAGCUUUUUUUUUUUCCAGUACAAUACCUAAGAGUUUUCUUAUCUUGAGAAAGUUUUAUGCAACCGGGCAACGUUAGUUCAGAGAAUGCUGCGAGGUGAUUAUAAUGGUCAUAACAUCGGCACAACGUGUGUUGAGAGAAUGUGGUGAGAUGAAGAUGAGUUAAAAUAUAAAUAUAUGCCAUCCUUUCUAUAUAUGAAUAUGCCCGCUAUUUUUUUUCCACGAAUGCAACUCCAAUUGGCUGAGAGGAGCUGGCUAAAUAGCUCCCUUGUGUUCCUCAACUUUACCUGCAAUAAUUGGGCUCAACUCUCAAUAUUUUCCAGUCUCUGUUUUACUAUAACUUGAAACCCAUGAGCGAUUGGUUCUGGGCCCAGUUGUUCGAAAGAUACACAGCGCUAUCUAUUGGAUAAAUCUCUAUCCAGUGGAUGGCGCAAUUGGUUUUCCUAUACUUAUCCGCUGGAUAGCGAUUUAUCCAGUAGAUAGCGUUAUCCAGCGUUUGAACAACCAGGCAUUCAGAACUCUUAUUGAUCUUGUCACGUAUAGUGAGCAAAUUUACUCAAUUACACACGGAGGGAAUCGAAUUACAAUGUUGGACGUCUGUGCUUAUCGAUUCAACAAGAUACGAGAGUUCUGUUUUAUUAUGUUAGUUUGAUCGAUGGCGCAACACAUAUGUCCCCAUCAACUCUCCGACAAAAUUAAUUAAGUACUGACAAGUUUUAUUUGUUUAGCAUUGGAGGAAGUUUCAAAGCAAAUGAGAGGAAAUCUGUCAAUUUGCCCAAAUAGCCAUCAGCUGGUAUCCUCAGAUAUCGACAAUGAAUGUAAACUCACCUAUUGCUUUCGUAAUUAUUCCAUGAUAAGCUGCAAAACAGGUACCAAAUGUAUGUAAAACGCCAAAUAAUAGUGUAAACUCGCCUUAAUAUUAGGAAUACAUUUUGUAGGCUGUCAUGAAGCGGGCUUAAACUAAAGUCACUAAACACCAGAUAGAGAACAACCUCUUUUAUCCAAGGAAAAGCAUAGUCGGCAUAGAGACGUGGUUCAAGAUCUCUCACUCUUUUAUUUAUAAAGACUAAAUAAUAAUAACAGUGUAAAAAAUGGUGUUUGUAAUCAGAAUCGACCAGCCGGACCGCAACACUUUAGUUGUAAAUAAUGGAAAUAUGACUGAGUGGAGUUCAAUCUGGUCUGUAGACCGCGAGUGAUUAACAAAACAUGCGGUCGUAGGAUUUGUUUAAUGACGAAAAUGGUUACAGACCGAAUUGGAAGACAUGAAGUUCUGUCACUAAUUAAUAGUAACUAUAACAAAAAAUAUUAGAGAAUUUUUACAAGCAGCGAAAAAACAAAACCAUUCAAGCGCCCGCGCGAUUGCGCGUACUGUCUAAUUAUUUAGGCCAGAAACUCAUAAGCGGUUUAAACGUGUAACUCGGGUGCUGGUAAAUAUUCACUUUAACCAUAUUUGGAAACAAAAUGGCUGCCGCACGAUCACCAUGCAGAUGUUUUAAGACAAGAGUUCUGCAUUUAAAGGUUAAAAAUACACCGUUAAAAGACAAAAAAUGGAAAGAGAAAGUGCAAAAUAAUGCUCAGCUUUCUUUUUGUGGAGGAAGGGAAGCUUUUCAUCAAGAAAUCGUCCUUCGAGGAAUUCAACCUUGUUUUCUUCAAGACGGAGCCCAUGGUCUAUUUUGAAAUGCAACCAAGACAGUGAAGUUUUUGCUAAACUUUUCAGGUACAUUUUGUACUCUAUGGCCAAGAAAAUUACGUUUUUGAAAGGGAAUUUAUGUAUUUUUAAAUGUUUCAUAGAGGUUUUAUGAGUUUUUCUCUUCGGCGCUAAAGAAAAAUUACAAAAUGAGCCCCGAUUUGAGAUAGAUUUGUGUUGAAUUUUGCCAUGCGCUUAGCCUAUUUCACUUGCGUGAACGGAUCCACGAUCCAGAUAGUGUUUUCCGAAUUGCUUUAAAGUAUUACCUUUUUGGAAUUUGAAUAAAAAUUUUCAAGAAACGGCUUCUCUGUCUAUUGUUUUGAGUUUUUUCAUUCAUACAACUAGCUUAAAACACUAUCGUGACUACAACAUCCAAGCUGAAUUUAAACCUAAAUGCUUCUCACAUGCAUUACUCGCAUUUGUGAAGAUGUCAGGUUUAGGUUUUGGACACUUUUCCACACGCAGCUAAUGAAUUUUAUUCGAAAAUAUUUUUCCUGUUUAUUCUAGACUUUUAAUAUAAGAAUUUUGAAAGCCUGUAUUUGCUGUAUAAGUGAAAUUACUGUGCAGAGGGUCAACGAGGCAUCGCUUUUUGAAGUGAAAACUUCAAGAAGUUGGGAGGACGUUAAUGGGUUUCAUAAUGUUACGUUUGGACCGGGUGGUAAGGCAAUAAUAUCCUGCUCAGUGUUUCGGUAAGAUUCCUGGUUUUAACCUUUGAAAGCUUUCUCGCCUUCGGGAGUUUUUCCCCCGUUUGUCGGCCUUCUUUUAAAGCGGGCGCGGGAACCCGAAGUAAAAUUACGCCACGUUGUUUACGAAGUUUGAUUGGUCAGUUGUCUCUUCUUCUCGUUCCAAAUAUGGUACUUUCGAAAAUGAAUAGUCACGAGCAUCGGACAAAGCAAACAUACGAGAGUUACAUGUUUCAACCCCUUAUGAGUUUCUGUUAGGCAUGACGCUUGCUGUUUCUUUUACACUGUUUUUUUUUUUUAAACUGUCCCAUCAGUGUUGACAGGGACAGCUGGUAGUCAAUCAGAUUUGAGAAUUUUAUAUUUUGCACAUGCCAUUUUUGAAACAAUCUUAUCAACAUCGUUUACUGGUUUGUGGUUUUGUGGCUUGCUCGCAUGUCCUGGUCAUUCUUUUGACUGAUCACAACACAAUAAACAUUCGUGAAUUAAUUUAUGUGUUCAGAAAUCAUUUGUUCACUUGUUUUUUUUUUUACGGGUCCUGUUUAAGCCAUAGCAUGUCAAGAUGAAGAGCUGAACAAGUAUUUUGAAGGAGCCACCUGGUCUGUUGGUACUUGUAUUCAAUGUUCCUGUCAAAGUGGCCUUAUCAAAUGCACAAGAACAAUAUCAGUAUCAUCGUCAAAGAAUUUUGAAGGAAGAAUAACCGAGCACUGUAGCCAGACAGAGUGUAAUGUUGCGCGUUAUGUGCAUGAAAACAAAGACAAAUGCAGAGGUAUAGCUACCCUCUAAAAAAAAUUAACUAUGAUAAGGAAAAUGAGUAUGAAGGGCGAUGUCGAUGUUGUUGUUGAUGAUGAUGAUAACAAUAAAAAUGAAAAUAAUAAUGAUAUUAAUGAUAAUGAUGAUUAUGAUAUAAUGGCGAUGAUGAUGAUGAUGAUGAUGGUGAUGGUGAUACUGAUGCUGAUGCUGAUAGUGAUGAUGGUGAUGAUUAUGAUGACGAUGACCAAGAUGAUCAUGAUGAUCAUGAUAAAUUUUUUAAACGGGACUCUAAAAUGGUGGGCUCUUAAGCAAUACAAGACCAUGUAAGCGGCAUUUUACAUCUUUUCAAGAAUAGGAACCAAAAAUCCCUACCAGUCUAACCAUCAACCAGAAACGAAAAUUCUUACCACAAACGACACCUGCAGUAAUCAAAUGUCACAAAGGAUGCCCUUUUCUAGGUCCACUGAGUCUCAUACCCUAUCAUAAACUGCCGAAUUCAAGAAAAUCCAGCCCCUCUCCCACCCGAGGGAGUACUGAAAUGAGUUGCCCCGUUUUUUGGGUACUCAUAGCUAAAUUUGUUGUUUAAGUUCAUCUUUCAUUUUCUAUUCGCAGUAAAAGUGAAGGUUGAUGGGAGAAAGCCGAGUGAUAAUUGAACUUGUCUUGCCACAAGAUCACGGGCCAUUUUCAGUUUUGCAUGCCGGAGUUAGUUAAGCAGUGAUCGAUUAAUAGCGGUGGCUGGAAUAAUUGUUUGUAAAUAAACACAUCUUUUUAUAGCUUGUAGAUGGAAUGGUAAAGUCUUUUAUGGUGACGAUCAUUGGAAAGAUGACGGUGUACACUUUUAUUGUCUUCAAAACGACAGUCAUGAGAUGACUAGGCCUGGCUGCUAUCUAGCGAAAAGAAAAGCUGCGGUUUGCACAGGAGCUAUAAGAGGUUAGGAAAAAGCCUUAGCGUAAGGCAUUUUAUUUAUCCAUGUGUGAAAAUUGUUACAUUUACGCUGUGCUGUCCGAAGCCGACUAAGAAAAAAAGGCAAGUCAUCGAAGUUCAAGGAAGCCACGAGACUUAUAUUACCCAGCAACUGGCUUAAUUAUGUUGCAAAAAUUACAUGGAGCGACAAACGCGAGACAGCUAAUAUAACCUUCAGUGACGUUAAAUGUCUCAAGUCCGUUUUGAUGAUGUUUCAUAUCGUUGAUUUUUCAGGUUUAAAUAAACUCCAUUUAAUAACCAAAGGCGAGUUAUUCUUGUGUGAUAGCGGUGACGAGAUACUAUGGGGCGAGGAACGAUGUGAUCUAAGGAACGACUGCUAUGAUUUAUCUGAUGAGAAAAACUGUUCUAACCGUAAGUUACGACUGUAAAAUCCAUUAAAGCAAGAACUUGAUAACACUGCAUGGUUAGCAAAAGAGGUUCGCUUAGACAAAAAAUCUGUUACAACAAAAAUUAUCCUUCUGGAUCUAAGGGAAUUACGACCGAGGUAAUUUUAACCCUUUAAUUUUAUCGUUGGGGCCCUAUCUUCUCUCUUCAACAACUUGAAAAUAACAAUUCAUGGUUAUACAUAGCAAAAAAGGUGUACCGAAGAUUUGUUUUACCAGAUGCUCAGACGUCACUGUUCCGAAAGACAGCCAUCUUGGAUUUUGGUGAAAAAUAUCAUACACUGUAGGUUCAUCAAUAUAUGGUAGCAGGUCCGCUUUUUCCUUAUUUUGCAAUUGAUAAAUCUUUUUUCCGCAGUUUAAAUAUGUGAAAUUUCAUUUCUGCCGUAGGCAAGUGGUUUGCCCCCUUAUAGAAUGCUAUUAAUUCCAUCAGACAGGGUCGGCCAGGGAUGGGGUUGGUGAAUACCAAAAUACCGAAAUAAACUUUCCAAUAUACCAAAAAAUAAAUUAAAACUCGUGUAAAAUACCAAAAUUAAGAAAACAACAUUACACUUUACACCCAAAAUUAGUGGUGAGCGAAAAAUUGUAUUGCGUGACUAGCGUGACUUUCUAGAAGGUUCGCGAGAGUUCAUAGUUUGUUUAUUUUAGGAUCUUGUGUAAGCGUUUCUAAAGCGGUAUAUUUUGUAAUCUUUCUAUAAUUAGACUAUUUGGAAAGUUCUAGAAACUUAUUGUAAUAGUAUAUAAGUAGGCGAGUCCGAGUUUUUCACAAGCGAAGAGAAUUCGACGUUAGUCGUGUUUAGUCAAGUGUGACGGAAGCGGUGUUUAUUCAAGUUGGCGGAGACCGCGUAAGUUUAUCAAGUUAAUUGAAGUUGGCGGAGGCCGUGUAAGUCUAACGAGUUACGUGCUGUUGUGGAGUUUUACUUCGUGGAAACUACGUUCAUUUUUGAAAUAAAUCUUCUUGUUGCUGUUCCGACAACCCUGCGUUCAGUUUGGUUUGCAAGCUACCAGUCCUCUAAGAGAUUACCCGCGUAACAUUGGGGGCCUGUCCGGGAGAGGAAUUCAAUUGUUUGCCGACUACAGUAACCAGGAAAGGACAGUUCAAGAAAAAGGAGUAUACAGAGAAGUAGGAAGAACUGCUACGAGGAAGUAUAUCAAGUGUGAUUGCUGUGAACUACUGCUGUGGAAAUGGAAAAGCUUUUGCAGAUAGGGAAAGAAUUCGGAUUGGAGGGAGAAAAACUGGUCUAGUUUGUGCGGGAGCAACAAAAUUUAGAAGAAGAAAGAAGGAGAGAAGAAGAGGAAAAAGAAGAAAAACGUAGACAAUUGGAAGAGGAAAAAGAAGAAAAGCGUAGACUGUUAGAAGAACAAAAAGAGGAGAAACCUCGAAUGCUUGAGGAAGAUAGAAGAAGAGAAGACGAAGAAAGAGAAACUAGGCGGCAAGAACGCGAACUGAGAAAAUUAGAGCUGGAAGCAGACCUGUUGAAACAGAGAGAGGCUAUCGAAGCCGCUCAGAGAGAGCAAGAACUAGAGCUUGCUCGUCUAGGACAAGCCCGUAACGUCGCCGAACGUGCUGAAUUGGGAGAGGAUAGGCACCCAAGCUUCCCUCAUUUGUUGAUGGCAAGGACGACUUGGAUGCUUACCCACAGCGAUUUGAGAGAUUUGCAACUACAGCUAAAUGGGAGAAAACAGGACGGGCUUCGAAACUUAGAGCUCUUUUGUCUGGACGUGCUCUAGAGGUUUAUUCGCGAUUAUCUGAGGAAGCAGCCCAAGAUUAUGACCGAGUGAAGUUAGCUUUGAUGAAGAGAUACGACCUUACAGAGGAUGGCUAUCGUCGUAAAUUUAGAGCAACAAAGCUGGAAGUCGACGAGAGUCCGGAACAGUUUUUAGUGAGACUGGAUAUACCUGAUUGAAAGAACGUUGUCGCUGAAAAGUAUAAACCAUGAACGAUGAGGUUUCAAGGAUUUAUGGGCAUACGUUCAUUAGCAAAGCAAAUUCAAAGUUUUUUCGACAAAAGUUCUCUGACUUCGUCACAAGAUGCUCGUUCGGAUGCAAAUCCGUAGAGUCAGAGUGCUUUGUUUGUUAAAAGAGUUAGCUAUUCACCUUCGUGAAAGAGCUCCGGAAACGCUUGUUCAGAUAGCGAGGAUUGCCGAUCAAUACUUGGAAGCACAGGGAAAGCGUCUGUUCAGCUCUCCGAGCAAGACUGCUACAAGUACGGCCCAAGGUGGACAAAACGAAGAAUCAGCAGAAUGAUUCAACGACAGUAGUGUGUUUCAAGUGUAACACUCGUGGCCACAAGGCUGUUAACUGCCCAUCUCUGGUUAAGAAAUGUUUCCUAUGUGGCAAGCAAGGUCAUGAAGCGAGGAACUGUCGAUCAGGUAAACAGAAGUCAGGAGGACAAAAUAGGUAUGGUUACCCUGUGCAGCGUGGGCAAGUGAGUGCCGCUUGUUUAGUUCAGCCACCCGAGGUCAAACCCACAGAAGAAGAAGUUAGAGCCUGUAUUAAGGAUGAUAAACUGUUGUUAACCACUGGUAAGAAGAUUCCAAUAGUAAGCAAUGCCUGCCUUGAACCUUUGUCUGGCGAUCGGUUGAAAAUGCCUGUUGUAAAAGGAAGAGUGGGAGUGAAGACUGUGGAUGUCUUGAGAGACACCGGCUGUAGUGGAAUAGUGGUUAAGAAGAAUCUUGUGUCUGAGGACCAGUUUACCGGUGAUUUUAACGUUAUGCUGCUAAUUGACAACACAGCGAGGAAGGUAACUAUUGCAAGAAUUACUGUGGAUACUCCUUAUCUCAAGGGGCAAGUGGAAGCGCAGUGUCUCCCAGAUGCCAUUUACGACCUGAUAAUAGGUAACGUUCCUGGAGCUAGACCUGCAGAUGAACCAGACCUAACUUGGCAAGAAGCAUCAGCUGUAACCUCGAGAAGUCAAGCCAAGAAAGAUGGUGAAGUUAGCCCUUUAAAAGUACCAAGUUACCAAGAGAGCCCCAUCGCAGAUAAACAGAAACUUAAACAGAUGCAGAGUGAAGAUGAGAGCUUACAGAAGUACUGGGACCGAGGUGAUGUACUAGUGAAGGGUCAAGCUGAGAUUUCUUUUGAGGUAAAGAGUGGGAUAUUGUACCGAAUCUACAAACACCCUUUUGUGAAUGGUGGUAAGCCUGUGAAGCAAGUGAUGGUUCCUGCGCAGUUAAGACCUCGAAUAAUGGAAGUGGCUCAUGGAUCUAUAAUGGGAGGUCAUUUAGGUAUUAAGAGCGACGGUCAGGAAAUAUCGACCAUUGAGGGGCAAGAGUUGAAAAAUCGAUUUCCUUCAUUUUUUGCCCAUAAAUAGCUUUUAGGUAGAUAAGUAAUCUGAUGUAAGUUGUUCUCGCAAAAAGGCUUUUAUUUUUCGAGAAAAGUAAGAAUAUCAGUUUUCGUGGUCGGAGUCUCAAAAUGGCAGUAUUUUCAACCCGAAGUUUGCUCACAUCAACUCUCCUUGCGUUCGCCAAUAAAGCCGCAAGGAGAAAUUUGGACACUUUCCAUCAAUAGAACAACUCUUCUUCUUUCACUAGAAGAUACUUCCAAAGCAGUACCAAGACUCGUUGAACUGACAUAAUUCAAAAACGAAGAACAGGUUUUUACGGUGACAAAAACUAUAAUUGAGUACUUGUUUUCUGCGGUAUUAUUCUUCAUGUGGUAUAGCUCCAAAUUUUCCCAGUCCUCGUUUAUUCACACAUUUAGACAUUUAUCUAAAACAUACCUGAGAAUUGGCUUGGGUUCCUGAAGGCAGCCUCCAAACGAAAGUAUCGAAGUCCGGUAAACAUAGUGAAGGGUGAGCAAAGUAACUUGUGUAACGCGCGGCUCCAAGUUUCCUCGAUCGUAAAGUCCUAAGACGAAAUAUCUUCCUGUUCCGUCAUCCUUAACGAAUUACCAUUUUUCACUCCUUAUUUUUCGAUAAAAAGUGAGUACCAGAAUACUAGCGCCUUUGAUUUUUUUUUCUUCAAAAUACUGUCGGUAUUGAUAUGUUCCUCUCUCAAGAAUUGCGUUGCGUUACUACCGUGACUCCGUGACUGUCAUUUUGACGGCUUCGUGUCUUCAAACGUACGUUAUGUCACGUGCAGUCACGGAACAGAUUGUCACGCAGUGUUGCCGGCUGGUACAGUUCACUGUUUGAAAUUGGCUAACAUUGACCCAGUUUCACCUCUUUACCCCACUCUUUGAUUGAAAAAAGCAACUUUGCAAUGGGAAAACCUACAAAAAGUACGAAAAACGAGCCUUUAGGCUGUAAAUAUCUACUUUUGUGCGUUUCGAACUUGGAAGUGUUUACACAAUUACCGCCGGCCUACCUUGAAAAUUCCUGAACUUCGAUGGUGUCUUAACAGAGAUUUCCUUCCAUAACCCAAGCCAAUUCCCAGGUAUGUUUUAAAUGAAUGUCUAAUUGUGUGAUUUAAAUGGCAUUAAGAGAAUUUGGAGUUAUACCACAUGUUAAAUAUUGUCGUCGCAAAUGGGUAACGAACUUAAGUUUUUGUUAUCAAGAAAACCUAUCUCUCGUUUUUGAAUUAUUUCAGUACGACGAGCUUCGCUAUUGCCCUGAAAGUAUCUUCUAGUGGAAGGAAGAUAAUUUUUCUGAGCAUGGAAAGCGUCCAAAUUUCUCCAUGCCGAUUCGUUUGCGAACACGAGGAAACUUGAUGUUAGCGAAUAUCAGGUUAAAAAUAAGGGCAGUCUGAGACUCCGACACCGAAAACCGAUUUUCUAAUUUUUCUCACAAAUAAUAGGCUUCUGGCAGGAACAGUCUACAUUAGGUUUCUUCUCUACCUAAAAGCUGUCUAUGAACAAAAAAUGAAUGACAUUUAUUUUCAACUCUUGCCGCGAAAUUAAGAUUUUGGUCGAUUUUUCCUAACCGUCGCUCUUAAGAAGACGACUGACAAGAUUGAGAGUGCAUUUUCUGCAAAUCAUGUGACGUCUGUCAGAAGACCGUAAACAAGGGAUCAGUUCCAAAAGGUGCCACUACAGAAGAUGCCUUUGAUUGAUAAACCAUUUAAAAGAGUAGUCAUUGACCUUGUCGGACCUAUCAGUCCACCAAGUGAAGAAGGGCACAGGUACAUCAUGACACUUGUUGAUUUUGCGACUCGCUACCCUGAAGCCGUUCCUUUGAAGACUAGUGAGCUUACGCAACAGGACGGGAGAGGAAAGACGGCGGAAAACCUUGUGUGACAAGCGUGACAAUAAUUUUCAUUGAAGAAACCGUUGCAGAGGCGUUAGUAGAUAUCUUCAGUCGAUUGGGAGUUCCUGAAGAGAUUUUAAGUGACCUUGAAACACAGUUCGUCUCUGAUUGUCCUACCACCCUAUGUGGAAUGGUAUAACUGAGAAGUUCAACGAAAGAAUGAGGCUUAUGUUAAAGAGAUUGUUUAGUGAACAACCAAGAAGGGUUUUUAAGCAGGAAUUUCAGAAAUCGUUUUACAACGUACAAAACAUGUUUUGUCAAGAGGGAUCUAAAUACUAAACAUCGAACCUGAAAAAAGAGACAAUAAAAAAGAUGACGAAGGUAGCAACUAUCUUUCUGCUCUACAUCUGAAGUAUUCAACACCCGCUGAAGUACUUCCUUGUAUCAAUAUUUUACAUUCUUAGAGUAGAAGACAAUUAUAAUUUAUGCUUUCUUGCACUCACAGGGGAGUACUUUUCUUCAGGAGCCGGCUUAGGUAGAAGCCGCAAAAACGGCGCGACGUCAGAGGUAUAUGCAUACUUCUCAUCGUGUCAAUGAGGGGAGCAGAAAAGUGGCACUUCAUACUGCGGCUUGAUAAUUGCUUUUGCAAUCUCGUAAAGAUGACUCGCAUGGGAAAAGAUUCUCUAGCUUGACUUUCCUGCCAGUCUCCCGUGGUGGAUCUCAUAUUCAGCACAUCCACACUAUGACACUUCUAUUAGUAUAGUUGCCACACUGCACGAGUGCUUCCGUAUCUUUCGUUUAAAGGUCUCGGAUACUCAUCAUAGCUCGGACGUAUCCUUCAUUGUGUUAGGUUACUGGGACUGCUUUCCACUUCCCUUUACCAAAGAAGGCAGAGAUGUCAUCACAGCCUGUGAUUGACGAGAGUUUACGCUGGUAAGGGCCCUUAUGUUUCAAGGGAUGAAAAUACCUGGGCCGAGUUGCAUAGAGAUUUUCUUAAUAUUCGGGUUUUCAUGCCUCUUCCCUUUUUUUGGUAGUAGCACUUUUCAAAGUCAAGGUUUAGCUAUGAGUAGGCACUAGGACAAAGACAUCUGUGUAAUCAGGGUGCAUCAAGGACGCGAUUCCCGGGCGCGUGCCAAGCCAGUGAAGAACCAUAAGCGUUUCAGCCUUUCCGUGACUGAACUAAACCUUUGGAACAGGAUCUCGCUGUGUGGCUGCCUCUAGUCGCUAGCGCUGAUCAUCGGUUGUCACACAUACAUGAUCCGAUUGACGAGUCUGCUUCUAAAGAUGAUUUUGUCUUGCACUGUAACAAGAGGAAUUUGACGAUUUCAGCCGCUUAUUUUUGAUGACACUGAGAAUACAGCUUGUUCCGCCAUGACUUCACCGUACAGACAAGGUGUUAAUUCUUACAUUGUACACUUUCAUAGCCUGUUCCAGGCGUUCAAAACAAUAAUAGAGUUAGACAUUAUGUACAGUCUUUUGAAAAUUUUUUAUCAGCACAUCGCGAUACACGGCGAACACUACCUACGUGCACGCUGCUGGUGCUCCUGACCAUCUCAAACUCUCUCAGCGACCUCAAGGAACGUAGCUCAAGAGGAGAACUUAAACGUCUGGAAGACCGGUGCCACCUCUUUGAUCGGAAUUGCUGGUUACGAUCUCUGGGUACUUCGAGGUGGCCAUGAUGCAUCGCUUACGCUGUUGGGAGAGUCUGGCUUUGUUUGGCUUUCACGUGAGUCCCUUAAGAUCUGUAAAAGACCAAGGAACAGCUUGAAUAGCUCGAGGACCCUAAAAGUUGUUUUCAAUGUGAAAGCAGCUUUAAUGUCAAUAUGAUAAGACUGUCCGAGAAGUGCAGUGCCAUCCGAGCUAAAAAAUCGUGAUCCAUACUAAAAGGAAGCCGGGACUAGAUCCUUGUUGCUAACCUAACGCACAGCCUUCAGCGUAGCUUUCUUCACUGGGUAAAAGCAAUCUUGAGUGCGACUGGAUGAGCAAUGGCCCGUUACAAAGUCAAUCGAUGGCUUCCGUUUCACUUGCUCGUGGCCUGCAGUCAGUCAUCAUCUACUUCUGUGUAGGUGCGUUAAGCAACUCCGGAGUUGCAAAUCUCAGUCUCUUCCAGUUUUCCAUGCAGUGGUGAACUCGGUUCGGCAGUUGCAUCGAUUUUUGAUGUGAUGUGCAGGGAAUUCACAUUUAGCUGAAACUGAUUCUGGGCCACGAAAGCACGACAUGAGGUUAUCCAGCAAUAAAUAUUUCUGCAUUAGGAUAGCGUUGAAUUGGAACAACCACAUAUAAUGCAUUCGUCCGCCAUCAUGGUGUAGAGAGAGACUUUCGCACCCGGAGCGAAAACUCUGACUAUUGCCUUGAGACCAUGUGUUUUGUUAUUUUCGAGGGGACUCUAUUCAACACACUAGCAAUAUAUACAUUAAUUUUGUCUACUUACUCUCUUUUCUGAAACAAUUAUGUAAACCUCCCAUUUUUUUUUCAGUGAUAGUAUAAAGUGCAAACUGUCGGUCUUAUUGUGACUAGUAUUGACAGGCGAUGUGUAUCCAAACGUGAAGUCAGGUAGAUAUAAUUUAAGCACUAGAAUAAACGAAAGUCAUGUUUUUAAUUCCAAUAUGUUUUAUAUUUAAGUUUAAAACACGAUUUGUUAACGUUAAAAGAAUAUAAACAACUUUUGGUAGCCUUCCGCGAAAUCCAAGAUGGCGACCCAAAGGAGAUUAUGAGGGGCAAAUUUAAAUUUCGAUUUUCAAAGUGAAAGUUACCGUUUUAUCCUUGCUAUCAUUCAUUUUUGCGUUGCCCAAUAAUCAAAGAUUAAGAUGUGACAUGUUUCGGCUGUUCCCCUCGAGUGAGGGAUAAACCCAAAUUUUUGGCCCUCAGCUGAUGGGCAGUUUCAUAUUUCACGAAAAAUUCUCAUACUCUGAGUAGUGUAGUACAGAGACUGAGAUCAAACUUAAUUCUAAAACCGUCAUCCAUAAAGGUGAUUAUAGUCGAUUGUAAGAGCUGGUCAUUUACGAAAGGUUUCAAGAGUAUUAAUUUUAGGAAUCGCGCUUAUCUGAGGUGGUCACUGACGUAGGUCGCACAUGGAGGUUCGACUUUACUUUUAUCUUGCAGUAGGGUUUAACGUUUAACAGCUUUUCAGGAUUGUCUUUUACGGAAAAUUCUGAGUUGUUUUCUGUCGUGCACUCCUGCCAAUGAUUGACGCUAACUGUCAAGAAGGGUCUGUUCUAGUGCCGUGAUGGUGCAAAGCAACCCGUACGAGGAGUUUGGAAGUAUUGCCAAUGCAGGAAACUUGAUGGUAACGCCUUUUAAGUUUAGAUAACUGCAGUUAGUAGCUGGCUUUAGGGUUCGUAAAACAGUUGAAACAUCUACAGUCUUCCAAGUUCCCUUUUACACACUACAAAACCCAAGCUGAAAUCCAGCGUAGUUGGCGUUGCUGUAUUCCCUGCUCGAGAGUCAGGGGCUGCAAACGUUAAGUCCGGGUAGGCCUUAUGAAAGAGAGAGUUCCUGAUUUUAGGUCUGAGCGUUGGAUCCCUUCACCUGGUGAACACGCACUGCUUGCUCAUGAAGAAGCUCCUGUGUAAAUACGCUUGAAUCAGGGCUAGUGUCAUCAAGACCACCGGCAUCAUCUGUUGUCCAUUGAGUGCACUUAACAGCCUCCGCAGAUUCUCCAGGAACGUCUUGAGUAUAAUGCAAGCGUACGUUGUUAUCAUCUUCAAUCUACCAUUAUUGGUGUCUGUCAUAAUAAGUGUGUUGGUCGAACCCUGUUCACAGGAAACUACAGAUGGUUUCCGGAAACUAGAACUUGAUUUACUUAAGGCAUCGCACACAAAGGCACUCAAGGGAAAGUCUGGAAAGCUCCUCCAGAUUUUAACCGAGACUUAAUUUCCUAUUGGACGAUAUGAUCUUUCAGAGCUAGUAUACUCUACCAAAAUCCCAAAAAGCGUAAUACUUUAUAUGCAAUUUUAAGCAUAAAAAUACUGUAUACCUGAAAUUGAAUACCCCAAAAUACUGUAUACCCAAAGACCCUAGCCGGCCCUGAUCAGGUUCGGCCUUAUCGUUCCAGAUGAAGGGUCUGGAGAGACCUGCGUGUAGGGAAAAUCUUGCGACUAAAAAUCGCUCUUUUACACAUGCGUAUAUUUUACCCGUUACAGAUUUCUGUCAGUCCGAGAUAACUUUUGGCGUGCAUUGGCCUCGAACAAAGACCGGCGAGGAAGUAACAGUAGAAUGCUCAUUAGUUGACUCAAAUUUAACAGGUAUAAUAUCUACAUGUAUUAAUAGACCUUUGUCACUUUACCGCUGGCGCUAUACUUGUUGGUUUUUACUUUUCUCUUGCAUUGUCACCACCCAUUUUGUAGGAUGUAUCCAAAGCCAUAUUGCUUCUUUACACUGUACCAUUCUAUAAAUUUUAAUGUAGUUAUUCAUAUAAUCAUUGUCUGAUCUUUGUUUUGUCCAACGCGGCUGACAGUCAAACUUAAUUUCUAUUAUUUUUUCGGUUAUUAUAUAGAGCAAAGAGAUCAAAUUUUGCCGUAUGGUUCUUCACUUAUAGAUUAGCCUAAAAUGCGGUAAGAACAAAUAAGUGGGUAUCUAGCGAGCGAGGUGGUCCUCUUCACUGAUCCGUAACUAAACAGAAAAUAUUAGAAUGACAUAAAAUAGGAUAUACUUGUUGCAUGUAUGUACUAAAAACAUAAACUCACACAGGACACACGGAGUAUCCACAUUACAACUUGGUGACCGUAACGGUACAGUCGCUAAUCAUUUAGCACUAAAACGUCGUUAAUUUAUAGGUACAUUUAGUAGUAAGUGCGGAACUAAUAGGAGACCUGAGACAACUUGGUUUCACAAGAUCACGUGUGGUUGUGAACAGAAAGCCUUGGUGGAUUAUUUCAGACAAAAGGUAGGACAUUACUACAGUUGUUUUAGAUAAGAGAAUGGGUGUGUUGAAUUACAUUUAUAAGGACUGAGAAAUAUCAGUUCCUCACAAAUCAAAAACACCUGACGUCAAUUAAUUACACCAUCCUGCUAAUACACUGUAUAAGACUCUUCCAUGGGGACGUCUGGUUCUGACCCUUCUCGAAUUUGCAACAGAGGGCAUUAAAGGCUUGGUUUGUGAUUUUUGGCAUACUUGAUGACCGGGUUCUCCACCAAUCGUAUAGAGCCUUUUUGGGAAAGUUGUAAAUAAAGGACAAUUGGUUUGUGAUUUCCGGUGUACUUGGUGAUCUGGUUCUCUACCAGUCGUAUAAGGUCCAUUUUGGGAAAGUUGUAAUUAAUGGACAAUUGUCAGGCUGAAUUUUAGGUGUUAUAAAACUAGAGCUGACAUCAGUAAUGUUUCGGCAACUCAGUAUCUUAACUUAACAAAGCCAGGCAACCAGAUAACAUUCUAGGGAUAUUUUCUUGCUUCCCAUUUCGUACCUUAAAGGCAUUUUUUAUUCAGGACCGUAACCGGCAGACGGCAUGGACACGGCAGUUUAUCCGCGAUCGCCAUGCAAAAGCGAGGACAGCUACUCCGAGAAACUUGCCUUCAGUAAAUGUACAAGCCUUGUACGACUAUCUUGAGAGUUUUCUCAAGAAACUUUCUCAGAAAAAGAAAGAUCGUUUUUGUGGGUAUUGUUUUUGCAUUCAGGAAUGUUUUUUGUUUUACCUCUUGCUGGCUAUGGUAUUUCAGUGCAUCGCUGUAAGACACACUACCGUAGCUUUACGUUAACAGAACAGUAUUCUUAUUCAAAAGUAACAUGAAAUCUGCUUUAACGGAAAACUGAUUUCCGCGAUACAAUUCUUUGCUCAAUACCUGUCAAUUAUAGAACUGUAUGCGCUUAUUGCAAACGAAAUAAUAGUAGUGGAAUUCAUUAAGUUUUGCAAUUAUUCCACAGAAACAAGAAAAAACUUUCUCUUUAUUCGACUUCCAAGCUCACAACACAGCGUUGGUUAAUCGUUACAGGUCCAGCAAUGUGGGGUGACCUCUAAUCAACCUGUCAUAAUUGUUUCUUGCACUUUAAGAUUUCAACUUUUUGAUUAACAGCCGUUUAUUUCGUUAUGGCUAGUUGAUUGGCUGAGUCAUUUUAGAGAACGGGGACGUUUACUAUCGGCGCGUUUAAUUCACCGUGUCCCAGAGUAACGGUCAAUAACAUCAUUUGGUUACAAAUCUCGUUCAAUAUGAUAUAAUUAACCAAUGGGAUGUUAAAUUCACCUUAACACUGUAAUUCCGCCAGAUUUGGAGAUGUAGCGAUACAAUGAAAGCCUGAAUAAGGGAUUUCUAGGGCUUAUUCCAUUUAUUUUUCUUGCGGAAUACUGUUAAACAAACACGCCCGGCAUUGGCUUUGUUUCAAAAGCCAAGAAUAAUUAUGUUCUUUUGGGGCAAUCCUUUUUUUGUUACAGAUUCAGAGAAUUAAUACCACAAAUAUAGUGCAAAUAUCCACGGAAUUCGUGAAUUCAUAUGACAGAUUCACGAACAAAGACGUUUUAUUUGAGAUGAUAAAUGAUCUGUUCUCUUCUGUAAGACGAGUUAUUUCGCCAAUUACAAGACGUAAUUCGGAUAAGGCCGCACGACUUGGCAAGGUAAGAAAUAAGAGGAAACUUUAAGGGGCUGGAGCAUAAGGUAAUUAUCUAUACUUAUAGCGUCAGAGACAGAGAAGACAGCAACAAACAAACAUUGAGGGAAAAUUACUUGGAGAAUUAUUACAGCCAAAAACAGCAAUAACAACAACAAAAAAAAACAACAACUUUCAACAAAAGCCACUGUGGUGAAGCUGUCGUAUCUUGACCAAAUUUAUUUUUUAUCUGACGCAAUUUAUAGACAACUUACGCAAAGAAAAAUUGUUGGUCAUGAAUUUGUUUGAAUAGAAACAUUUGCUUUAAGAUCCCUUAUUAUUUAUCUUUUUGUUUUAUUCAAAACAAUUAAGCUAUCCUUGUCCAAGAAUCUACAUUUUGCCUUUAGAAAAAACAAGCGCCAAAAGAAUACCAGGAUAAAUUAAGCUAAUAGAUAUGAUCAAUCUAGGAAAACCUGAUGAUCCCGUAAUAAGUUAAAAAAUAAUAUUCUGAUGGCGAAUGAUCUCUCACAAUCACACCAUCCAAAGUUAAGAAGUUAGUCCUAUCCCAUAAGAUGGUCACCACCUACAUGGCACUUAUCUUGUCUUAUAUAUCCCUCACUGAUAUCAACCAACCGUCCCUUAAUUUUUGAAAAAUAUGUUUUAAAAGAUAUGAAGGACCAAAACUGGAGAAGAACAUGUAAGUGGCAUCCACCUCCCUGCCACAAUAUUUUAUUUGGAUUUUUUUUCUUUUCCUAGAAUGUGUUAAUUUCACGGGAAUUCUAGUCAAAGUUUGUUCCAAUUAUGAGCAACUACCCUAUUCUUUUACAUGAAAGGUUCCCCUGACAUGGAGACGUAAAUUUUAAGGAAGCUCGUAGACGAAAGGCCACAUGACCUUUAGGAUUUGAGGUGUAACUUUUUCUCAAUAAAAAUAGUGCAACUCGAAAAUAUUUAUGCCUCUUUCUCAACUUUCAUUUAAUAUGGCCAAAGGCAACAACAAAGAUAAAGCUCAUUAGUCAAUUAUGAAAAAAAGUUAAGACGUUGCUUUCACUUUUUAACUUAGUCUGAAUUCUUCAUGGCUCUUAUUUACUCUGCAGCAAAUCAUAAAUCUGUUGGGUGACAAUGUUGCCUUUUCUGGGCAUGACUAUGACCCGACCAAGUUUUGUCAGUUGCCUGAUUUGGUAAGGAAUCUUUGUUUUCAACAUGUUUUUUACCCUUGGGUUUAAUCUAAAUAAAAAAAAAUUACGCUUUUUUCACUUUUCAAGCUCUUCAGGGAUGUCUAAGUCAAAAGACUGUCUCUUGUUUUCCAGCUAAAAAUUAAAAUUUGUCGAAACAUCAGUCACAGUGCACUACAUUUAGGACUACAUUCACUCCAGAAUUCAACCAGUUUCAGGAUCAGGAUCAACCAGUUUCAGGAUCAAGCAAGAUAUAACCUUAUUAGCAGAGUUUUGGAAUUUCUCCGCACAGCUCCAACCAACACUCAAGCUUACACCAUGGGUUUAAGAGACAUAACAAGGUGAGUUUUAAAAACAAUACGCUGACGAGAGAUGUAGUGUAAUGUUGUGAGGAAAAUAGAUGAAUAAUAGCGGUGAUUAUCACAUUGAAGGCUAGCAGUUUUCAAAAUGGCAGCCAGAAAUUUUGAUGUUUUAGAGUUGGAAAUCGAUCAAUAAUUUCAUUUUCUCUAAUAAUCAUCAAUACAAUUAUACUAAAACAAUUAGUCGCCUCGAACGACGUGAAUAUCGGCGAAUAGUCACCUGGAAUUCGUCUCGGUGACUAUUCGCCGAUAUUCACGUCGCCUUCGGCGACUAAUUGUUAAAUAUUAUCGCAUCCAAGGAAUAUUCAAUACCCCUGCAUCUGCACGGCACACCUUAGCAGAAGCAAGACAGGUCGUCAGCCACUCUUUCAACACGCGCAAUAAAAUGGCAAUUAAAAAUAUCAGUAGAAAUGAAAACUUUAACAUUUUUGAAGCCGGAUAUUUUGCUACCCGGAUUAGUGUAGACAGGGUCCUAAAUCACUCUGGAGUUCGGUUUAAAAAUUUGCGGUUUCGGUGAGCGGAUUCACCGUUUUCGUUUGGACGAAAGGUCGAUUCAUGUAAACACAAGUACAGCUGUACAGUAUGUGAUUUCAAAAAUGUCCGAAUUCGUGUGGACAUAGCCAAAAUCAAACAAUUGCCUUGUUCAAGAUCUUUAGAAUAACUUGUCAGAAAUCGUCAAUUGGUGGUUGUCACACCGUAAGAGCGUAGUCGGAGAAUUGAUACCACCUCUUAAUGUCCAGUUGGCGUCAUGACAUGACAAUUAAUAUAAAGAUUUAGCCAGGGCUAAAAGCGAAGCUCUCGACGAUUUUGUAGUUUGUUCAAACAAAACAUAAAAUCGUGUAAUGCUAAACGGCGAAGGCAACGCCGGAGAACGGUGAAAAAACAACAAUAGGUCUAAUUAGCAAAAAAGCAACUUUGCACGUGCAGCACACUUUUUUUGUACAUUUCUUUGCCGUUGUUUUGCACGACUGCAACGUGAGACUUCCAGGAACGUUUUUAUGGCGGAAGUGUCGUACGUGUUCUCGUUCACUUUUUUUUCACUGCCCCUCAUUUUCACCUUGCAUUGUUGGCCGCUAGCAUUUCUCAUUUUAUCACCGCCGCUACAAAAUUUUCGUGUUGUUCUUGCAACAAAAAAAUGUUUCUACUUUGUUUUUUAUCUCUCGCUAUAGAUCUCUCUCGCCCUUUUUCUCGUAGAGUUUCGCUGGCCUGCCGUCUACUUCCUAUUUUUCUCUCUCUUUCUAUUGCUCUAUAUUCCAAAUUUGUGGACAUGAUAAUUAAUCUAAGCUUAAUACUUUAGAAAACACGGAUAAAGAAACAAUUUUCGCUGUCCGAUUUGGUCUUUAUUUGCUCUUUAGCUGCCUCUGCCGUGGGUGGUUAUGCGAUUUCCCGCCAAAAUAACCUCCAGUUGCAUUUGGGCUACCAUACCUGUUGAUUGGGUUAUUUAACAUUGGUAUGCCUGUGGUGCGGACGGACGAUCGGGCGUACUGUCACGUGAUUACCAAAUUUUCUCGGAUGGGUAGAUUACCACAUUUUCUUACCCAUAGUACUCCGCUGCGCGCUUUGCGUGCGAGAGCUCCGCUUUAAAUGGUCAACUGAAUACUCUAUUAUUUUAGUAAAUUUUCUGGGUCAGUAGAGAGGUAAAUAAGUAUAAACAAAAAAAAAAAAGAAAAACAAAUUAACAGAAAACAAACAAAACAAAAAAGAAAGAAAAAAGCACCACUGUCAUUUUCAUAUCGGUGGUCCACUGUGCGCAAUCGAAUAGAAAAUAACUCACUCCUCACUCGUGGAUUUUGAAACAGUUAUCAUUUUACGUCUCUUAUCUGCAAGAAUGAGCAUGGGGCAAAAACAUGUUAAUACUACGCCUGGACUCUUAAGUUAAUGAACCAUUAUACACUCAGUAAUUAGUUAGCAUGCACAUCGGUUUGAUUCAAAAGUCUUUGUGACGUGAUGCGGAAAAACUGAAGCUAUCGACAUUCUUUUUAUACUAAUCCUACGUUUUUUGUUGUAUUUUCCGAUACAGCUUUGAUUGGCCUUUGGGAAAUUUUGAAGAGAAAAACGUUCCCUCCAAAGUACUCAUUCAAAGAACAGAGCUCAUUAUGCAGUUAAAUAGUAAGGCUAUUAAAGGUCCUUCUGCAAGGCCUUUAAACUCGACGCCAACUGUCUUCAACUUUUCGACUGAGAUCUCUCAAAAGUACAACACUGCAAGUAAGGAGGUAAUGCUGAAUAAUCAGAAAGACUUUAAAGGUUGGAAGUACUCAGUACUGCAUCAUUUCUAAUAUAUAGAUUUAGGGCCUGUUUACAUAGAGGUGGGGAACCUCGGGUAGGAGAGGUAACCCGCUUAGGUGGGGUAGCCCUCCUGUCCAUAUAAUCUCUCAUUUUAAUUUGAUCACGUUUACAUGGUUUGGUGACCCACCGAAGUGGGUAGCCCGGUCUGCCAGACCGGGUUAUCCCCUCAAUACCAGUCACUGAAGAUCACGUACCAACUCCGCGUGCAUGUGCACAACCAUAUCACCCAGGCAGAGGCAGCCAAGGACAGCGGUUUCGUCACCGUUGGGGCUCACCAUGUAGACGAUUCAAGGUGGGCUAAUCCGCCUGGCCGCGGUCAGAUUUGUGAUACAUCAAAUUCGCGCAAAAUUCACUUUGGCAGUGGCUUUCCAUCAUUAAAGGUAACAAAAGAAAGCCACAAUUAGACAUCACCCAAGCUAAGUGCUAUGAAACAGCAAUUGCGUUUGACGUGAGGAGAAACCAACUUUUAAUCUUAGGAAUCUGGUGGUGCUUGGAUAAUCUGUGGUGUUUUUUCGUCGUUUGGUAGAUUUUUCGGUGCCAUUUUGAAUUACGUCAUUUGUGUACGGCAUGAGCAUCACCAUAACUCCCAGGUUCAAUGAAGGUGAAACCAAGUGUUGGUCGAAAGCACGGACUCGUUUUAGUUUGGCGAGAAUGGAGCUACUUUUCGAAGUACUUAACAGGCUAUUCUGUCUUUCCUUUCUCGUUGUUCAACUGUAUUGUUUGGUAAAGUUCUCCGUGUUUUACUGGUCAAAUCUAGCUAAAACCUCACAGAAACAUAAGAUAAACACCUGGUAACAUUUGUGCCGUCCCUGUUUUAUUGAGGAAUUUCCUCUCAAGUUUGAGCAUUUACUACGUCGGCGUUAACAAAACCGGGAAAAAGUUACCAAGGCGGUAUUGUUUAAAAAUGUCAAUUGGUUAUUUGUUUUAUUGACAUCAGAGUUACCGUGGCAACGUAAUGACGUUAUUACCAUUUUUUUUUUCUUGCCUUUGUUUUUGUUGGUACCAGAAAUCAUUUUUCAGAAACUGCUUAUGUGACCUUAUACCUCUCUUCGCCGCCUCGAUUAGGGCAAGGUUGAACAAUGCUCAAACUUGGGAGUUAUCCUCCCUAAAAAAUCCAGUCUUGCCACCUUAAGCGUUUCAUUACCGUUAUUUCGAAAGUCGUACGUUGCUAAUGUUUGAAACAUGAACCCAAGGGCUAACGAACCAAAGGCCACGUUUAUAGCUCUUCGCUCUGACGAGAUCUAUACGUUAUUAUUAAAAACUGAAUCAUUGGAUAAUGCAAUUCUAGCAUUUUGAUUGGCUUAGCCGUUAUGGUAUAUGAGCUAAUAUACCAUGUUCUCCAAAUAUGGUCGGUGUACGCGUCAGUUUAAAAUUGGAAGCUAGCUGAGAGUUUUUUCGCGAAGGAUAGAACGGCGCCCGAAGCAAAUCGUUUUAAUUCAUUUCUUAGAAUACUAGAAAUGCAAUUUCAACGAAAGAAAAAAGACAAAAACAAACAAAAAAGCCACAAGAGCUUGUUUGAAAGUUUGUCGAAAAACACAUGGAACUAAAGUACCUUGACCAGCUACGAAAGCAGACAAGUGUUGUUUCUUCAUGAUCUCGAAGCCAUUCGCCGAUCGAGUCACUCGCCGAUAGAUAACUGCAGCUUGUUUAUCCAACAUCAAGAAUAUUAAUUACAAGUAACCAGCUACAAAUACAGGCUAUGCAGCCAUUCACUAGAGCAAUCGAGGCGGCAGUAUAGCUUCUUUUCUCGUUCAGCAAAACCAGCUUGUGGCUUCAAACAACUUCAUAACAAGCGACGAGGUAACACCGGUAGUUUUUCUCCGUUGUUCUUACUUUUAUAACUGCACCUAAAAUCCAAAUUCAUAGUAAUUUCGACGGCUGUCACUUAAAAAUUCCUUUCCUUCACAUUAUCUGCCAGGUUUUUUAAGCUGUCCUGCUGUGUAAAAUCCUAGAAUCACGAUGAGUUUUUAAAAAACUAAUGUUCAUCGCACAAUGUUUUGAUUUUUCAUUCAUGCAGUCUAGGCGAGCGCCGCGAGCCCGUUCGUGCGUUGACAGUUUUGAUAGACGUGUGACAUGUCAAUAGCGAAAGUCCCUUGUCUUUUCCGUUUUGUUCUAGUCGGGGCGAUUCAACGAGAUUUUGUGGGCGUUUUUAAUAAAACAAUUAUUCCACUCGGGAUUGUUGGAUAUGAAAUGAUUAUAGCCAACUCGGCGCUAUGCGCCUCGUUGGCUAUCUAUCAUCUCAUAUCCAACGCGCCCUCGUGGAAUAAUUGUUAAUUAUAUGUUCUUAUAUGAAUGAGAUAUACUUCAUCAUAAACUGUAUUUGGGGUAUGUAGUUUUAAUUUCCUGUAUUGUUUGUUAUUUCAUACCGUUAUUAGUUAUCGUCCUAAAAUCCAAUUUUCAAUGUCACUAUUAUUAUAGCCAGCGGAGCCCUCUAUUGAAGAAAUAAAAGCUAUCCUUGCGGCCAACAACUGCUCUCAUAUAGAUUAUGACCAGGUAAUGUUUUCCAAGCCGAUCAUAAACGAAAUCUAUUCUCUUAAUAUCACCAUAAAUAAGGCCAAAUUUCUGCUAUGCUUUAUCGGGAAUAACUGUCUUUGGCCUUUGUGAAGUCUAGGGGGGAUGGGGGUGUGUAUUGGAAGGUUUUGUUUUCACUUUUUGAUGUAUAUCAUCGAUUUUUUUCAGUGACGCAAAAAAAAAAAUUUUGAAAUUUCUUGGCCAAGACAAGGGAGAGACUCGUGAAGGGUUAGGGCCAAUUAACACAGCUAUAAUGUAGCAACAUUUUUCAGACACUUUUUUUCCCCCAUGAAAAACUGAAGGAUUCUGGUAGUUGUAGUAAAAUGAAGUCAUCAUUUAUUGUUGUUUUUCAGGAAAAAGACGCCUUUAAAGUACAAAAACCUGCUGCCACUAACAAACACUACCAAGUGCAAAGGGACUUAGAGUUGGUCCUUCUUGGAGUAUCUGUUGUUGCAGUGAUCCUGUCUCUCAUAAUACUUACCAUGAUAAGGUAAAUUAACGGACUUAAACCGAAAAAUAGUUCUCAAGUGUGUUACGUAUUGUGACCUUCAUUAAGGUUACUUUGCUCUUGACAGUUUUGAACUGUUAUCCUUACGAAUAUGAUUCUUAAAAAUAAGCAACCUUCUAUAGUCAACGAAUACGGUCGCUUUUCACCACCGCUAAAAGGACGCAAGAGAGACGUCCAUGCCUGCUGGAAGAAUACGUUGAAAGCACUGUGCAAAAUAUCGGGCUACUUACCAUUUUAUUUUAUUCAUUCUAUAGGAUUAAACGCACCGAGAGAAUUUUCGUUCACAAGAAUCUUCUCCUUUCUCUUGGACUUGGUAACCUCGUGUUUAUUUUGGAUAUCGCCUCAUUUUCUACACGGAUGGAUCAUAUUGUAAGCUUUCUCGAGGUUUUAUGGUUUAUCACAGUUCCUAAAGUUUACAUGCUAUGCGUUAUAUUUGUUAUCCCCUUUUCAUCUUAUCAAUAAUGUAAUACACAGUCAAAAACUCUUCACAACGGCAUUCUUGUCCAUUGGAGACUAGUUAGAUCUCUGCAGCUCGCAAUUACGUAGGUUUUGUGAAAUGCAACGGGAGAUGGGAAGAGAAAGUUAGCUGGAAAGCCAAUUUAAGGUGAUUGUCUCUUAAAGCCUUAUAAGAUCUUAUGAUUCACAGCUUUGAUAUAUGCAAAAUUUUAAGCGUUUGUAUGGAAAACUAGGCUUCCGUUGACAUAUUCAGUAUUUUCCUUAUUACUGAAACAAUCAUAAAAUCACACUGUUGGGAGUUAAAACCUAAAAUAUUUCGGAGGCCCACAAAUUUGAUAAAUGCUCUAUCAAUUUCGGGUAUUUUACGCUGGCAUCCCAACAUUUUCGCAUCAGAUAAGGAUUCUUGAUCCCGCGCUGCUAAGGUCCUGUUCCCGGUUCAAUUGUUUGAGUUGGCAGACACCUUCGAUAAAUUAGCAAAGUGUGUAUAACCCUAUAUUGGCACCAGACCAUACAUGUUGUAAUAAGUCUAAAAAAAUAGAAUAGAAAACAAUAACAAUGACGAAUUUAUUUCUUGUGUUGCUGUCAUUUGUUGUGAAGUAUUUUGAAAGUUAUUUUUAAGACGGAUCUAUCUAGUACAUAUAUUCAUCCUUACUUUCCAACCAUCUUCCAUAUAACAAAAUCUCGUCUGAGUUUGCAUAACAAAGAAAUCCUAUGUGGGGAACAUUUAAAAUUGUAAACUUUUCUUGGCUAUUGUUUUCAACUCUUAUGAUUGGUCAAGAUCUUUUAACACAAAAAACAUCCUUUCAAAGUGGAGUGUAAAUGCAUUUUAUUGCGUAAACAGCCUUCAUGCGGGUUUAUGCAUUCUCUAUGUAAAACAGAGAAUGCAUAACAACAUUCCUAUGUGGGGAAAGCACCGUUGCCACAUAACAAAAGAAAUUGCUAUCCACCUUACCCGGAUCAUUACUUAAAACCGCUACUAUACUUGAACUAGGAGGAGAAGUAGAGUAGAAGUAGAGAAGUUGGUUAAACUGAGAAAGUUGCUGAGUAAGUAGAAGUUGCAAGAAGAAUAAAGGCAAGAUGUAAAUCAGAUUCCUGGUACCUCCCAGCACCCUCACACACCUCUCACACCCCCACACAUUUUUAGCUCAUGACGCUUAUAAAAAAAAAAAAUUUUGUAUAUGAAUAUGAAGCCUACAAAUCAGAUACUGGAAUUCACAUUUUUUUAAGCCAAACUUAUCGUGGGUGAUAUUAGCCUUUUGACAUGACGUCACGUUCGCCAUGAACAAUCAAACGGCCAGGAAUUACCAGGAAUUACCAGGUCAGGAAUUUAAACAAUAUUGACUCAAUAUUGAAAUUUUGAUCAAUAUUAAGUAAUGUAUAUCUCUUUGAGUUGCGGCUAAAUGAAUGUGUAUUACUCGGUCCAAUCGUCUCGCGAAAAAAAAAAACAAUCAUUUAAUAACUAAAUGAUAAUUUAAUUAAAGUGGUGGAAAAAGAAUAACUUGAAAGGAUGUUUUCUAUUUUAGGUCCUUUGUUGCUUAGUUGCCGUGAUUCAGCACUAUCUUCAUACAUCUCUGUUUACGUGGAUGCUGGUGGAAGGAAUCAAUCUUUACAUAAAGCUGGUUAAGGUCUUCCCAGUCGGCAAACUGUAUCUGUCUUACCUGAUGAUGGGAUGGGGUUCGUAUCUUUAUAUUUCUACGAUUAGACCACUGAUUGCAGAAUUUUUUUCAUGAAGAUUUCAAAAAUGGAAACAUUUAUUGCAGGAUAUCUUUCCCUAGUUAUUCAAAUCUAGAUUUUUAGUGAUAUAAUUUAUAAAAUGUUGCAAGAAAAAAAAAUUGAAUAAAUGAGAACAAGAAUAUGAAUAAUGAAUAAUAACUAUAAAGGUUUAAAAGAGUUGGCUAGUAUUUUAAAAGGCGGUUGACAAAAGAACUGAAAGGGAUAAUUACAGUAGAUAUUCAAAAGAUUCUGUUUCACGCUUAAUAAAUGUAAGCAAGGCUAAUUAACAAUUAUUCCACGAGGGCGCGUUGGAUAGGAGAUGAAAGAUAGCCAACGAGGCGCGUAGCGCCGAGUUGGCUAUAAUCAUCUCCUAUCCAACAAGCGCGAGUGGAAUAGUUGCUUUAUUUAAAACGCCCACAAAAUCUCGUUGAAUCUCCCCGACUAGAACAAAUCGGAAAAGACAAGGGACUUCCGCUAUUCACAUGUCACACGUCUAUCAAAACUGUCAACGCGCGAACGGACUCGCCUGGAUUGCAUGAAUGAAAAAUCAAGCCAUUGUAGCGAUGAACAUUAGUUUUUUAAAAACUCACCGGGAUUCUAGGAUUUUACACAGCAGAACAGCUAGAAAAACCUGGCAGAUAAUGUGAAGGAAAAGAAUUUUUGAAUGACAGCCGUCGAAAUUACUGUGAAUUUGGAUUUUCGGUGCAGUUAUAAAACAACGGAGAAAAACUAUUGCCUCGGUCGCUUGUUAUGAAGUUGUUUGAAGCCACAAGCUGGUUUUGCUGAACGAGAAAAGAAGCUAUACUGCCGCCUCGAUUGCUCUAGUGGAUGGCUGCAUAGCCUGUAUUUGUAGCUGGUUACUUGUGAUUUAUAUUCUUGAUGUCGGAUAAACAAGCCGCAGUUAUCUAUCGGCGAGUGACUCAAUCGGCGAAUGGCUUCGCGAUCACACAGGGUCCAGAGGACAUGUGUUUGUUGUCAGAAAAUCAAAACCCGUCGAAAACCUCUGAUCGCGUUACAUUUUCGUUACACAUUCUAUAGACCGCAAACCAAGGGACUGAGGGCUCGCAAGAUCGGCUUACAGUAUAAAAUACGGAAAGGGAGGAAACAACGAAUCCCUGAAACUCAAAUGGAAUUGAAUGAAAUCACCUGAUUUUGCUAACCUGAUCUAGAAUUCUUAUGUAUUCGCCAAAUACUGUAGGAAAACGGCAUAAAAAAGCGUUCAAAUUCAUUUUCGGCGGACGAAAUUUACGGCUUCGAGAUAGCGCUUUCGUUCGCUGAGCACCGCAACAGAUGGUGACGGAAAUGACGUAGUAAAGUAAAUGUGCUCAACAUCGGAGCAAUAAAAGGGAAACGUACACGACUUUUGCCUCAUACCAAAAUGCUGCUCGUUCCAAUAAAGUUUUUUUCCUCUGCUAGGUAGAUUAUGCUCUGGAAGGUUCGACAUUUUCACUGAACAAAUGUGAUUUUAGCGCGGAUUUUAGCCGCAUGUUUCACACUGAGAGGUCAUGACACAUAUCGAUUUACAGUGGUUAUUGUUUCUGGUCGGCAGGAUUUGCCCUCUGAUGCAAGCGCAUUUUCUUUGACUUCUUUGGAAGCGUAAAGCUUUUUAUUACGGCUGAAGAAGGGUUCCAAUAUUCUCCAAAGAGCCUUCUGGAUCUGACUAAGCGAUUUUCUUUAGUCCGUGAAUGUAAUGUUUUUCUGCAAUGCUGUAUCACACGCUGGGCCCAGCCCUUCAGUGUAUAUUCAACCGAAAAUGAUUUUAUUGUCAUAAUUUUAGGAAUACCAGCAGUCAUCGUUGGCUUGGUGGCUGCUAUUCGUCCUUCUUCUUAUGACAUGGGGAAAAGUUUGUAUAAGAACAUUACAUGCGGCUCAUUGAAUUUUGCCGCAAUGAUUGAAAGAACCAGGUAAACUGACAUUCCAUUAACAACCUUACUGUUACUGUAGUGAAAUACCAUUAUAGUAGUUAAUAAUUUUUGGCCAUAUCAUUAUUCUCGAUCAUCAUCAUUAUCAUCAUCAUCAUCGUCACCAAUAUCAUCGACAUCGUCAUGAGUUAUUAUCGACAACUACAACUCUAACACGAUAUGAUCGUUAUCAUCGCGAGCAUCACCAUUUUAAAGGUUAUUAGUUCGCUUUAUUCUUGUGUUUACAGAUGCUGGAUAAACGGCAGUCAGUGGAUUUACAAAGGUCCAGUUUUAGCAAUUCUCCUGGUGAGCACCAAUGAUUUCAUACAUAACAUUCAGGCAGCCUUUACCUAAGUUUGAUGGACAGGAAUUAAACAAACCGUCAAACGUUUCUUUAAGAGGGUAUAAAUUUACUGAAAUUUGCAUGAAAGGCUGAGAAUUAAACUCGUGGCCCUUUAGUAGUACGGAAACACAUUGUAGUUCAAACUGGAAUUUGAAGGUGUGGGUUUUGGAGAACAGGGGAAAUUCGAAGUACCCGGAGGGAAAUCUCUCGAGGAAAACAAAAAACAACAACAAACUUAACCCUCGUAUUUUGUUAACCGGGACUUAAGACCAGGCCUCUUUGGUGGAAGGCGGGGACUCGUACAACUACACCAGCCCUAGCGCUCCUCCCUUUUGGGCCAUGAAGUCUCCGCUUACCACAUAUGCUGCAUACUCAGAGGUAGAUUGCCUAGACUGAGACAGAAUUCAAAUAAAAUUACGAAACCAGCUUUGGGCUAGAGGCCCGCCUACCACUUCAAUAUGUAGUAUAAGACAAUGGAACUUAGAGUUUAAAAUUUUUACUUCUCGCAGAUAACAUGGAUGAGGGCCGCACUGAAAAUCGAGAAGUGUGUCAUUUAAAAAUGUUAUUGCUCAUUGAAACAAAAUUCACCUUUUGACUCACAGCAGCGUACAUUGAAGCUUACUCAGUGCUGUUUAAUUACUAGUGGCAUCCCUUCGGGAUUUCAUUUUAGCCCCUUUCACCGGCUUUCGACGACAUUAUUUUUUUUCAUUUCAGAUAAACCUGAUUCUGUUCGUGAUCAUUUUGAGAGUUGUAUUUGGUAAAAUAUCCAACAAAUAUGGCAAAAAUAAAAUAGAGGCUGCAAGGUAAGUUCACUUGUACAGUAAUAAGAAGGCUCGGUACUUUAUUAUUUUAACUAUUCGUGUAGGUAUUUACAACUACGGAGAAUAGCUGUAGAGGCCACUUGAUAGAUUGGCCAAUUUAUAGUGGCAUGCUUUUGAAAAAUCAUGAUAUCUCUUUUAUAGGAGAGGCAUAAGGAGUACUGUUGCCUUGCUUCCCCUUCUUGGGGUCACGUGGUUGCUGGGAUUCUUUGUUGAUUUCCACGAUUCCGUGAAGUAUGCUUUUAUUUUGGUGAACUCUUUAAUGGUAAGUACCGGUAAAUCUCCAUGGGUAAGUUUGAAUUAUUGAUGUAUUUGUCCCUAGAGUAGACCAAGUUUAGCUGCUCGUUAAUUUGCAGUCCUUUUUCUAGAUAAAUAGAAAUAUCAUGACUUCUGCUAACCGAUAAGACUCAGACUAAUGCUCAAGUGAUAAAGAUACGAAGAAAGCUUCUUUUCCAGCCACUAUAGAGGCUGGGGAGUUUUGUUGAAAAUUUGACGACAAAAGUCCCCUUGCCAUCCUGGCUGAUUGUAUUUGUUUUUGUUCAUAGGGACUGGUUUUUUGCAUCUUUCAUUGUGUUUUGGAUGACCAGGUAAGAGGACAUAGAGCAAAGGGGCAUAGUUAAUUCUCAGCCUUUGCUAGUUUUCCUAUACAACAGGUGAGCAAAUAUCAGUUAACAACAGUUCAAAUUGCAUGACCAACUACAGUGGAACCUCGGUAUAACGAACCUCUAUAUCUCGCUAGCUGCAUUCCACUACAUUCAGUACCGUUAUCAAAGAUGCAUCACAACGCCUUCGAAACCUAAAGUAGAAUUAGUAUAGGUAAUAGCAUGAUUUGUAGUGAUAUUUGGCAUAAAUUCCACGGGUGAUAUUUCAAAAUUGUUAUACGUAAUUUCACGAGCCGCUAGGCGAGUGAAAUUUGAGACAAUUUUGAAAUAUCACGAGUGGUAUUUAUGCCAAAUAGCACAUACAAAUCAUGCUAUUAUUUUUUUAUACUACUACCCACAAAAGGUUUGCAAUUUUCACGUGUAGGUAUUUUAAAUUAAGCUGAAAUACCACUGCUCUAAGCCAAUCAGAUUGCAGAAAUUUCUGAUGUAGUAGUAUAAAAGUACAAAUAUCACUACGAGAACGCAUAAAUAAAAUAUACAACGAACGUCAGAUCAAUGUUCCUCGAUAGGUACCCGGUUUUAUGUGUCCUGCAGCCGCAAAUGUCCGAUCCAUUGAGUCCUUUCAAAUCCACUCUUGUAAAUCCAGUCUCCACUCUUUUCCACCACGAAUCUACUCUUGAAAGUUUCAACUCAUGUCUUUGAAUUAAUUACAAUUUCGCUUUACUGAAAGGUACGAUUUAUGAAUACUAAAUAUUAAGGGCCUCAACGAACUCGUGCAUAUGGAAUGUCACAAACUUUCGCACGUAUCAGCGAAACACUCUAUAUUACGAAGUUCUCGGUAUAACGAACAAUUUUCUUUACCCCAGUAAUAGUAAAAUGUAUGAAAUAGAAAAUCAAUAUAAAGAAACUUCGAUAACUUUAUAGCGAAAAAAUUUUGCCAGUCUCCUUGCCCUUCGUUAAAUCGAGGUUACACUGUAAAUUUAUAUGUUCAUCACUCAACUAUUUCUGCACCAGGUUAGAGAGGCCCUGCGAGCACGUAAAGCCAGAAGAAAACAGUCAGUCAGACGAGAAAACAGGAACAACGCCCGCCUCCAACACCACGACACCAACUGCUGAGAGAAACAGUCGUAUCAACAAGUUUGUAUUUUCUGGUAAGGAAGAGAGUAAAAGGAAGAACAAAAAAAUUAAAAGAAAGAGAAAAAUAAGACGAGAAAUAAUUUUGCAUUCUUACGUGUAACGUUUUCUCCAUGACUGUAGUGAGUAUAAACACACACAAGAAAGAGUUAGUUGAGACCAGUUUAUGAAAACGACUGCUUUAAAAAGUUUCUCCAAAACAAGCCUCAAAAGUGCCUAAAAAUGAGGGUAUAAGUUUCAAAGAAACUGUGGCGCUACCUCGACCGUCGGGGAGUAGAACCAAAAAAAUAACUUUAUCAAUGAAGAAAACCCCUUAAUAAAAGACUCAAAACCUGAGAUUCCGAGCUCUAGCAGAGAGAGUUUGCGUGUAGAUCUCAGUUCAAAGAGAGAUCACAUACUAAAGUUCAUUGCUGUUAUUCUGCAGAAAACAGUAAUGGAAAAGAGGAUUUGAUUAGAGUAAUAAGCGAAGGACAAGACGAGUCCAGGAUCUGAAAUUCCGUCAUGCAGUUCAACCCUCGAUAGUGGCAAGAUUACAAGUAUAUUAACAGCUUUUUUUAAAAUUUACAGCGAAUUUCGUAGUAUCGCGCUGCGAUUUUUGCAAACUUCAAAGGGGUUUGGGGUUUUUCUGUUCCGUCAAUCAUUUUAGUGAAGGCGGGGUUAAUCAAAUUCACAAUGUAACCUGCUCACCCAGCUUGGCUGAGAUUCUGAGAAUGACUCUACAUCGCUCAAGAAUAGCGAGGGAAAUUGCGAUAGUGAGUGAAUUUUGUUGUCGAAGGAAGAAGGCGCGGCAAACGCUCGCAAGUAACAAGAAUAAGAAAGACCAUAAACAUCUGCGAAGCAAACUUUUAAAACUAGUCGAUUAUUGCCAGAAACAGAACGAUCACAAAGCAACGAACUUUACAACAUAAAACAAACAAAACGGACCGAAAUCGUCCAAUCACGAACCACAAACUACAACCUUCUGAAAUCCUGAAAGUAAACGUGUUUCCUAAGACGUCUGCUAAGAUGAUUGACUGAACCGAAAAGCUCCAAAAUUUGCAAAACGCACAGCGCGAUACAACGAAUUUCGCUUUAAGUAGCAGUAUAGAUGACGUUUUAGCUGCAGAGUGGUAGACCGGACUACGGUCUGUUAAAU